Messenger RNA from Aspergillus glaucus CBS 516.65, 1466 nucleotides. RefSeq names its product caspase family protein. The transcript is spliced from 6 exons. The coding region runs from base 267 to 1427 and encodes 386 amino acids. Gene Ontology annotation, molecular function: cysteine-type endopeptidase activity. The record is from RefSeq and is a predicted model, not a curated record. Gene Ontology annotation, biological process: proteolysis. NCBI's taxonomy places the organism in Eukaryota, Fungi, Ascomycota, Eurotiomycetes, Eurotiales, Aspergillaceae.
ACGAAUCCUGGUGCCUAGAGGACGAACAUUCCAGAAUAUUACUCUGAUAGGCAGUUGAACACUCAAAAAACGCCUUGUAACGCCCGGCAGUGAAUGUAUACAGCACAGUAGAGUUGAUCGCGUCAUGCUGAUAGGUCGAGGGUGUAGAAAUGCUCCGCUUUCAGCCAGCCUUGUUGGCUUUAUCUUGAAUAUUUUCUGUUGUUUUGUUCUCUCCUCUUCUCUUCUCUCGUCUCUGUUACUGUUGAAUAUACUACUAGAACACAAUAAUGUAUCAUCAACGUUCAAAUUCUUGGUGGCCAGAGUAUGGUCAUCAAUAUCCUCCGCAAGGCUAUUACCAACAACCACCGCCUCCACCGCAAAGCUACGGUUAUCCCCCGUACCACACCCCAACUCCGCCACCGCAUACACCAUCACCAUAUUCUCACCACCGCCAACAAUCAUGGAACGACAACCUCCCCCCUCCACCCCCUCAAGUCCCCCAACACUUCGGCCACGGCGCCCCCUCCAACUACCACUUCCAAUACUCCACUUGCACCGGUCGACGCCGCGCCCUGCUCAUCGGAAUCAACUACAUCGGUCAGCCCAACCAGCUGAAAGGCUGCAUCAACGAUGUCGCCAAUAUGUCGACGUUCCUGCAUGAGAAGCAUGGCUAUCGACGCGAGGAUAUGGUCAUUCUUACGGAUGAUCAGGAGAAUCCCAUGAGUAUGCCGACCAAGGCGAAUAUGAUGCGUGCGAUGCAGUGGUUGGUGAGGGAUGCGCAGCCGAAUGAUUCGUUGUUUAUUCAUUUUUCGGGCCACGGUGGACGAACACCCGAUUUGGACGGUGACGAGGAUGAUGGCUACGACGACGUAAUUUACCCCUUAGACUACCGCACAGCCGGCCACAUCGUCGACGACGACAUGCACGCCAUCAUGGUCCGACCCCUCCGCCCAGGCGUCCGACUAACCGCCAUCUUCGACUCGUGCCAUUCCGGCACAGCCUUAGACCUACCCUACGUGUACUCGACGCAAGGGAUGUUGAAGGAACCCAAUCUCGCCAAAGAAGCCGCGCAAGAUCUAUUCUCCGCAAUCACCUCAUACGGCAAUGGCGAUCUGUCAAGCAUGGCGGAGACGGCGAUCGGGUUCUUCAAGAAAGCGGCGAUUGGGAGUUCGGCAAGGGAGCGGACGGUCAUGACCAAGACGUCUCCCGCGGAUGUGGUCAUGUUUUCAGGGUCAAAAGACACGCAGACUUCGGCGGAUACGUUCCAGGACGGUGAGGCGCGAGGAGCAUUGAGUUGGGCGUUUAUCAAGUCACUAGAACGGUGGCCGUACCAGAGUUACCUACAAUUAUUGAAUACGAUCCGGUCGGAACUGGAGGAUCGGUAUACGCAGAAGCCGCAGCUGAGCUCCAGUCAUCCCUUAGAUACCAAUUUGCGGUUCACUAUGUAGCAGAUAGACUAGUUCGUGCAAGUACAUAAUUAAAAUGCC